This is a messenger RNA of Plasmopara halstedii, 216 nucleotides long. RefSeq lists its product as uncharacterized. The coding region runs from base 1 to 216 and encodes 71 amino acids. The transcript has 2 exons. The record is from RefSeq and is a predicted model, not a curated record. Lineage: Eukaryota; Oomycota; Peronosporomycetes; Peronosporales; Peronosporaceae.
AUGCCGUCGCAGAUUGACCGUGCACAUCUAUUCAACAUGGUACCAGUCUGCCCAAAGACAGAUCAAAUGAUGCCGGGGGCGACAGAAAAGGCGAUUUUCGAGGCUGAGAUUCAAAACCUCGUAUGUGCCCAGAUUUUGGCCAUUUCGAACCAAGAUCGGCUUUUUAUGUCGUUUGUGAUGCUUCAGCCUUCGUCAAAAGUUAACUUUAAAUCGUAG